CCGAGACUUGGCACUUCGCCAGUGCGCAGCAUUGUGCAAUGCUUAGCUAGGAAAGAUGGCAGUGACGAGUUUUACACAAUAAAGAUAUUGUCGCUACCGUUGCGACCAGAAGAUGGAGAGGAAACUCAGGAUGACCGGCAGGGAAAGAUGUUACUACACACCGAAUAUUCCCUGCUGUCUCUUCUGCACAAUCAAGAUGGGGUUGUACAUCAUCAUGGCUUAUACAAGGAUGAAGCGUAUGAGGAGGAGGAAGGUGAGGGUAGCAGCACUGUGAUGGACGUUGUCCCUCGGCGUGUGCGCAUGCACAAGCGUCUGUGCCUCGUGCUUGACUGCCUUUGCGCACACGACUUCGAUGCGAAGACGGCUAACCUAGUCAAUCUCCAACACUAUGUCAUCAAAGAGAAGAAGCUUAGUGAGAAGGAAGCACUGGUAGUCUUCUGUGAUGUAGUUCGUGUCGUACAUAAUCUCCACCGGAAGAACAUCGUCCACCGUGACCUGAAGCUCGGUAACAUGGUGCUGAACAAGAGCAGCCGACGCGUGACCAUCACCAACUUCUGCCUCGGCAAGCACCUUGUGUCAGAGAGUGACCUGCUGAAGGACCAGCGCGGCAGCCCGGCGUACAUCAGCCCAGACGUGCUGAGCGGUAAACCGUACCUGGGCAAGCCGAGCGACAUGUGGGCGCUGGGCGUCGUGCUGUUCACCAUGCUGUACGGACAGUUUCCGUUUUACGACAGCAUGCCGCAGGAGCUGUUCCGCAAGAUCAAGGCGGCCGAAUUCCUCCUUCCAAGCGAUGGCCGGGUGUCGGAGAACACGACGUUACUCAUUAAGAAGCUGCUUGUGCUCGACCCGAUGGCAAGACUGACCGCGUCGCAGGUGCUCGACUGUCUCAGGACGACGAUCAGCCUCUGGCAUUCACUAAGUAGAGCUGGCCCCCUACAGGUGGUGCCAGACAUCGAUGAUCAGGAGCAAGCAGCUAGCAGUGCACAGGAAGAGAAACCAGCCGAGAGCCAACUCAGUGCUUUGGAACAGACGCUGCAGAACUCGCAAGGACUGGUGCUGCCCCCUCCCCGCAAACUGUCAUCCGUCAGCGUGCGACGGCGACCUCACACGUUGAUUCGGCGCGUCACGCAGGAUGCGCGACCUCUGACCUCGCAGGAAAUGGUCGUACAUCGGCACCUCUUGCCACCGUAGUGGCUAGCUCUCAUUGGGGUUGACGAUCGUCUACCAUGGCGAGAAACAGCAGCGAUCGAAUUAUCCAGCUGUUGCAAUACACAUUUUGAAUUAUCGAGUGCUAGCACUCCCAUGUAAAUCAAAGGUGUAGAACAGAUUAUCAGUUGAUCUGCAUGAUAAUGUCUGUCUACAUGUCUAAUACUUGCAUGCUGAUAUUUUUGUGCUGUUAUAGCAUCUUCUCAUAUAUUUUAUUUACUCGGAUAUAUUUUGCAUAACUCAGAUAUUUUGAUGGAGAACUCGAAAGAUCACAUAAGCAGAUUAGAUUCAUGUUUCGGUGUUUUGUUACAUAACAUGAUGGCACUGCAAAGAGAUGUACAACAUUAGUACUGAUUAUGAUAGAUACAUUCCCAAGUACCGAUCAUGAUACGUUAUAGUGGAGGUGUCUUCAUCACUUGGUAAUGAUGUAAUGAUGUGCAUGAUGUUGGAUUCUUUGAAUACAUAUUUUUUUAUUUAAAUGAA
Molecule: messenger RNA, 1689 nt
Organism: Priapulus caudatus
Lineage: Eukaryota; Metazoa; Priapulida; Priapulimorpha; Priapulimorphida; Priapulidae
Product: serine/threonine-protein kinase 40-like
Exons: 8
Coding region: 148-1191 (347 amino acids)
Biological process (GO): protein phosphorylation
Molecular function (GO): ATP binding; protein kinase activity
Source: RefSeq, a predicted model, not a curated record